UGGUCUGUCGAGUUGCUCCGUGAGCAUCAAAAGGUUCUUUGUUUGAACACUCCCUUUUGGAAUUUACCAGUUAAGAUAGUGUACAUGAUUAUUAUUAGCUGUGAGAUUGCGGUCACUGUAGAACCAUUAUAGAUAUAACAUACUUUACAAUGGUAGAACUGUGGUUGUAAAUCAAGAUAUAGAAUAUAUAUACCAGAUUGUAAAUAAUAUUAAAAUAUAGUUAUCACGUGAGUGGUGAUCAAAGUAAUUUCGGUCCUGUUUUACAAAAGUUUAAAACUUACUACAAACUUGAGUCAUAACAAAAUCUUCAAAAUUUUUCGAAAAAUGGAGUGUAGUACCAGCCUUGAGAAUUUACGGUUACUUAUGAAAAAUUAUAAACCGCGGUGUUUGGAAGCCUAUAUUGUACCGACGGAUGAUUCCCAUCAAAACGAAUAUAUUUCACAACGCGAUGCACGUAGGGCUUUCAUUAGCGGAUUUAAUGGUUCGGCUGGUACUGCUGUUAUUACUUCAAAUAAAGCUUUGAUGUGGACGGACGGAAGAUAUUAUCAGCAAGCACAAAAACAGAUGGAUUCUAAUUGGGAACUUAUGAAGGAUGGGUUGCCUUCCACUCCAUCUAUUGGGAAGUGGAUUUCCGCCAAUAUUCCUAACGGCAGUAAUGUUGGUGUUGAUCCAAAACUUCUUUCUUACCGACAAUGGAAACCUAUACAAAAGGAUUUAAAAUCUGCUGAUUGCACUUUAUUGCCGGUAGAAGAAAAUUUAGUUGAUCUUGUUUGGAAAGAUCAACCUGCCAGAACAUCAAAUUCUGUCAUUUACUUAGAGCAAAAAUUCGCGGGUGUAACGGUUGCAGAUAAAUGGAAAGACGUUAAAAACAAAAUGUUAGAUAAAAAAGCUUGUGCUUUGGUGGUAACAGCUUUGGAUGAAAUUGCAUGGUUCUUAAAUCUUCGGGGAUCGGAUAUUGACUUUAAUCCCGUCUUUUUCGCAUAUUUAAUCAUAGAAAACAAUAAUGUCAAACUAUUCAUUGACGAAUCAAAACUGCCGGUAGAUUUUAAACGUCAUGAGGAAGAAAAUGGAAUUGACAUUCUCGUUCAGCCAUACGAUAAUAUUGCGAGUGAGCUGAAAGCUAUUGUAAAUACCUUAAAAGAGGGAAAGAUAUGGAUCUCUCCGAAUUCGAGUUAUUACUUGUCUUCCUUAAUACCCAAAAACAUAAGGAUUCAAGAAAUUACACCUUUAGCCAUAAAUAAAGCUGUAAAAAAUAAAACGGAAAUUUCUGGAUUCAUUAACAGCCAUAUCCGUGAUGGAGUUGCACUUUGUCAAUAUUUUGCUUGGUUAGAAAACUCUGUUAUGAUUGGAAAUAAUGUAAAUGAAAUAUCGGGAGCUACAAAAUUGGAAGAACUCCGAUCUAAAAAUGAAUAUUACAAAGGCUUGAGUUUUCAAACAAUUAGUUCGAGUGGAAAAAACGGUUCGAUAAUACAUUACCAACCAACUGUGGAAACAAAUCGUCCGAUAAUUGUUGAUGAAAUAUAUCUCUGUGAUUCUGGAGCCCAAUAUAUGGAUGGAACGACAGAUGUGACGCGCACAUUUCAUUUUGGAGAGCCUACAGAAUUCCAAAAGGAAGCUUACACCCGUGUUUUAAAAGGACAAUUAACAUUUGGAUCUACAGUUUUUCCAUCAGGGGUUAAAGGUCAAAUGCUUGAUACUAUAGCAAGAAAAUCACUUUGGGAUAUCGGACUCGACUACGGACACGGAACAGGACACGGUAUUGGAUCAUUUCUGAAUGUACAUGAAGGUCCUAUGGGUGUGGGAAUUCGACCUAUGCCUGAUGAUCCCGGACUGCAAGAAAACAUGUUCAUAUCCAAUGAGCCUGGCUUUUAUCAAGAUGGGGAGUUUGGCAUACGAAUUGAAGAUAUUGUUCAAAUUGUUCCGGCUUCCACUAACAACAAUUUCGCAGGAAGAGGUGCUUUGACAUUCAAAACUAUAACAAUGUGUCCAAAACAAACAAAGAUGAUAAAAAAAGAUUUGCUGAACGAUGUUGAGAUAAAUAUAUUGAAUGACUAUCACAGUAAGGUAUGGGAAACGUUAUCGCCUAUUCUACGAGAAAUAAAUGAUGACGUUACGUUGAAAUGGUUGGAGAAAGAAACGCGCAAAGUUUAACUUAUAACUGAAUAAUGAUAUGUAACACAAUAAAAAUAUUUGCAUAAUUUUUAUAGAUUUGAAA
Molecule: messenger RNA, 2215 nt
Organism: Zeugodacus cucurbitae (melon fly)
Lineage: Eukaryota; Metazoa; Arthropoda; Insecta; Diptera; Tephritidae
Gene: ApepP
Product: xaa-Pro aminopeptidase ApepP
Exons: 9
Coding region: 325-2151 (608 amino acids)
Molecular function (GO): metalloaminopeptidase activity
Source: RefSeq, a predicted model, not a curated record